Caenorhabditis elegans is the source of this 330-nucleotide messenger RNA. It is a transcript of the gene F16B4.7, whose product is annotated as Glycine Rich Secreted Protein. The record is from RefSeq and is marked reviewed. NCBI's taxonomy places the organism in Eukaryota, Metazoa, Nematoda, Chromadorea, Rhabditida, Rhabditidae. Bases 12 to 269 code for a protein of 85 amino acids. The transcript has 2 exons.
CUAUUCUGAAAAUGAAAUUCUACAUUCUCCUGGUAGUCCUUGUCGCUUUCGUUGCUGCUAAACCGCAUCCGGGGUACGGUAGGCCAUCGUAUGGCGGAGGUUACGGCGGUGGAGGUGGUGAUUUCGGUGGAGGUGGCAGUGGUGGUCAAUGGGGAUCGCAAUCAUCAUCGUUCCAACAGAGUCAAAGCUCGGGAGGAUUUCAGAAUAACGCUGGAGGUGGAUUUGGAGGAGGAAUGGGACCAGGAGGUGGAGGAUGGGGAAGAAGAUAAAUUUUGAAUUUAUGACGUGGAAACUGUGGUUAUUGUUCCGAAUAAAUUUUCCUUAUCGAAG